AAUUUUUAACAUGGUCCUUCCGGUUUACAUGAUGAAAUCUCAAGAUUUGAGUUUUUAGGGUUCUUUAGGAGAAAACUGAAUCGGAACAAACCAGUUUCAGGCGUAUCCACUGAAGACCCUUCGAGAGAGAUAGAGAGCAAAUAACGAUGGAAAGGAGAAACGGAAAGAAAGAUCAACCCGAAAGUUCGUCUCUUUCCUCAAAGAAAGGAAUUCAAGAACCGAGAGUAAAGCUGCCUAAAAAAGAGGAGGAGGAGCCUUGUGAGAUAUGUGGAAGUGUGGGCAUUGCUGGUCUGAUGACGAUAUGUUUCAAGUGCAGACACACCCGCGAGCAUACUUAUUGCGCUAAGGUGUUUUUAUCAUCCGUCCAUCCCAUUUGGCUAUGUGAAGCGUGCCGGUUACCAUCUCGUGUAUUGCACAUAUCUCAUGCUGCUGAUCGUUCCUCGGAUCCAAAGAACACUAACAAUUCCAGAGUAGAUGAUGAUCAUAGAACUGCUAAACUAAGAACUAAUGAUACGGAAGAUGUUGUAGAUACCCGUGAGGCAUCAACAAGAGAUGCCAACACAGUGAUGCAUCUACCCUCACUGCCACAUACAAGUCCACGAGCUAAAGAGACUUUGUUAUCUCAAAAGAAGAAGGAGCAGCAUCAACCAACUCAGGCCGUUCCUAAAAAACGCAGGACGAUUCGGGUGAUGGGCAAACACCAUUCACAGCCACGUGAUCGGACUCUGAUCUCUCCUCUGGAUCAAUCUUUAACAGGAGUGGCCCCCUCACCAAAGUGAAAACCAAUAACGCUUCAGCUGAGAUGGGUAUAGAAGCAACGAUUAGUACAUAUAGGUCGCAUCUUGUGUUGUAUAUAUUUAUCCAUUUGAUUGUGAUUCAGUUGUUUCUUUUCUUGGAUCACAAGUUAACUCGCAGAAAUUGAGAUUGCACUUCUUUGAUUAUUAA
This is a messenger RNA of Raphanus sativus (radish), 945 nucleotides long. RefSeq lists its product as uncharacterized. Lineage: Eukaryota; Viridiplantae; Streptophyta; Magnoliopsida; Brassicales; Brassicaceae. The record is from RefSeq and is a predicted model, not a curated record. The transcript is spliced from 4 exons. Bases 147 to 779 code for a protein of 210 amino acids.